AGUUGAGUUUAGCUCAUCAACAUGUUGAAGUUCGUAAUUUUAUUGUCUGCUGUCGCCUGCUGCUUCGCAGCCACCAUUCCUGAGGGUAUGGUCCCUCAAGAGGCUGGCCGUAUUGUUGGCGGUGUUGCUACCACCAUCAACUCCUUCCCCUGGCAAAUCUCUUUGCAACGUUCCGGUUCUCACUCGUGCGGUGGUUCCGUCUACUCGAACAGAAUCAUUGUCACCGCUGCCCAUUGUUUGCAAUCCGUUUCCACCUCUGUCUUGAAGGUUCGUGCCGGUUCUUCCUACUGGAACUCUGGUGGUGUUUUGGUCUCUGUUGCCGCUUUCAAGAACCACGAAGGUUACAACUCCAACACCAAGGUUAACGAUAUCGCUGUCAUCCGUUUGGGUUCCACCUUGACCAUGAGCUCCACCAUCAAGGCUAUCGGUUUGGCUACCACUGCCCCACCAAAUGGUGCUGCUGCUACAGUUUCUGGCUGGGGUACUACUUCCUUCGGUGGUUCCGUUCCCGCUCAAUUGCGUUAUGUUGACCUUAAGAUUGUUGGCCGUACCCAAUGUGCUUCCUCUACCUAUGGUUAUGGUGAUAAGAUCAAGGCCAGCAUGAUCUGUGCCUAUACUGUCGGUAAGGACUCUUGCCAAGGUGAUUCCGGCGGUCCAUUGGUAUCUGGUGGUGUUUUGGUUGGUGUUGUCUCCUGGGGUAAUGGUUGUGCCUACACCAACUACCCUGGUGUCUAUGCUGAUGUUGCUGCCCUCCGCUCGUGGGUUAUCAACACUGCUAACUCUAUUUAAAUAGAAUUACGAACUUCAAAUAAA
Molecule: messenger RNA, 813 nt
Organism: Musca vetustissima
Lineage: Eukaryota; Metazoa; Arthropoda; Insecta; Diptera; Muscidae
Product: trypsin alpha-4-like
Exons: 1
Coding region: 22-789 (255 amino acids)
Biological process (GO): proteolysis
Molecular function (GO): serine-type endopeptidase activity
Source: RefSeq, a predicted model, not a curated record